This is a messenger RNA of Dipodomys spectabilis (banner-tailed kangaroo rat), 2395 nucleotides long. RefSeq names its product lysosomal acid lipase/cholesteryl ester hydrolase-like. The transcript is spliced from 10 exons. Gene Ontology annotation, molecular function: sterol ester esterase activity. The record is from RefSeq and is a predicted model, not a curated record. Gene Ontology annotation, biological process: sterol metabolic process. Bases 99 to 1298 code for a protein of 399 amino acids. Gene Ontology annotation, cellular component: intracellular membrane-bounded organelle. NCBI's taxonomy places the organism in Eukaryota, Metazoa, Chordata, Mammalia, Rodentia, Heteromyidae.
CUCCCUCCCGGGCCGCCCCAGUCCUGCGAGUCGGCGACUGGCGCUCUGCGCCUGCUGUGGGCUGUGCGACCGGGACCGCGGCCGGGCGGGCGACUGCGAUGAAAAUGUACUUCUUGGAGUUCUUGGUCUGUUUGGUCCUUGGGAUCCUGCACUCCCAGGGGAGCAGAGGGAAGGUGUCAGCUGUGAAUCCUGAGGCAAACAUGACUGUGGUGCAAAUAAUAAGUUACUGGGGAUACCCUGGUGAGGAGCAUUUCGUGGAGACAAAGGAUGGAUAUAUUCUGUGCAUUCAUAGAAUCCCUCAUGGGAAGAAGAAGCAUUCUGAUCAAGUUCCCAAACCAGUUGUCUAUCUUCAGCAUGGUUUGUUAGCCGAUUCCAGUAACUGGGUUACAAACACCGACAACAACAGCCUGGGAUUCAUGCUUGCUGAUGCUGGUUUUGAUGUGUGGAUGGGGAACAGUAGAGGAAACACGUGGUCUCGGAAACACAAGACUCUCUCAGUUUCUCAGGAUGAAUUCUGGGCUUUCAGUUUUGAUGAGAUGGCAAAAUAUGAUCUCCCAGCUUCCAUUGACUACAUUCUGAAUAAAACUGGCCAAAAGCAGUUGUAUUAUGUGGGUCAUUCUCAAGGCACCACCAUCGGUUUUAUAGGAUUUUCACAGAUCCCUGAACUGGCCAAAAAAAUCAAAAUGUUCUUUGCCUUGGCUCCUGUGGUUUCACUGGUUUUCAGUUCCAGUCCUCUAACCAAGUUAGGAAUCCUCCCCGAAGUUUUCUUUGAGGAUGUACUUGGGCACAAAGAAUUCUUUCCUGAGAAUCCAGUCACAAAGUGGCUGAGUACCCAUUUUUGUACCCAUGCAAUUCUGAAGGAGCUUUGUGGAAAUUUAUUUUUUCUCCUGUGUGGAUUUGAUGAGAGGAAUUUAAAUAUGUCAAGAGUGGAUGUCUAUGGGGCACACAAUCCUGCUGGAACUUCUGUGCAAGAUAUGUUACACUGGAGGCAGAUUUCAAAACUUAAUAAGUUUCAAGCCUUUGACUGGGGAAGCAGUGCCAAAAACUACCUACACUACAACCAGAGUUACCCUCCCAUGUACAAUGUGAAAGACAUUCCUGUGCCCAUAGCCUUAUGGAACGGGGCUCAAGACUGGCUGGCAGAUGCCAGUGACGUCCAUAUCUUACAGACUCAGAUCCCCAACUUGGUGUACCACAAGGAAAUUCCUGAUUACAAUCAUAUUGACUUUAUCUGGGGCUUGAAUGCCCCCUGGAGAAUAUAUGAUGAAAUUAUCAAUCUGAUGAAGAAAUACCAAUGAGAGCCAGAGACACGCAUAGAAAAGGGUGUUUGCUUAAUUGCUGGAAAAUGAGUAUUUAUUUUCUAAGAUCUUUUGUUCUUUUAUAUGAAAGAUACCAUGAUUUUAAAGAUGAAUGAUUCUCAUUAGAUAUGAUUAGAAGCUUAUACACUAGGUAGAUUUUUUUCUAAUUAAGGGCUAUAUAUGAAUUUAGGGUCUCAACUAUAUUGUCAUUUUUAUAGUCUAUUAAAAAUACCAUGUCAUUAUGAAUAUCUAUUUGUCCUCACAAGUAUACACUGUUGCCUUUACAUGCUCAUAUAGAGCAAAUUGUUAUGUUCGGAAAUUUGUCAUGUUGGUAUUUGAUAAAUAAUCUGUGACUGAGUUGAAUAUAAUAUAAAAUGUACCUAGUUCCUAUCACCUUUUCUUAAAAAGAAAAGUUAGCAGUGUAAUCACCUUGAACUUAUAUAUCAAAUUACAUCUUUCUGUGUUUUUUUUGUAGUAAGUACAUUGUCAAAUCCAGUAGUAUCCCCACUAUAUUGAUUGAAUUUGGGUAAUGGUUCAUGCUGAACAAAAUAAUUUUCUGGAGUCUUCAAAUAUAGAUUAAACUUACUUUUACAUAUCUAUAUAAUGACCAAUGGUUUAAAGACUUAUGUAGUCUCAAUUAUUAUGAGUAGCUUGACAACAUACACUUGAAGUAAUGUUCUGCAGAGAGACUAAACCACUACUCUUCUCCUACAAGUAAUGAACUCUGAACUAGUCAUUUAGGCUCGAUCUUGUCCAUUACGCCAAAGCCAAUGAGAAGCGUCCAAGUUAAUUUUCACACAUAGAAUCUGUGCACAGGAAUGAUUUCAGAUUAAAGCUCAGCUCAAGGAUUCAUUGUUUUUCAUUUUGUUUUGUUGAUAUUUUUAACAAUCUUGCUUUGCAUCAUAAACUCCAUGUUCCCUUGCCUCUCUGUACCAUCUAUGUUACUGUUUGAGGGACAGAAUGACAUUUGAUAUAUCUUACUUUUAUAGGUACUUACCAGUAGCAGUAACAGUACUUGUCUUAGACUGCCUCUAGGAGAACAAAAAUAUUUAACAUUUUGAAGAUUUUCAAUAAAACUCAGCUUCAUAGGCCUGAAA